CGACGACCGCAGUGCCCCGACCGAGCUGGCAGUGAGCUCGCAGCGAGCCGCGCCGCGAGUGUGACCCUCCGCUGGUGCCUGGUGCCGCCGCGCCGCGCGCGCGAUGUGAGUGCCCGCCGCCCCCGCCGAUGGUGUCGCCUGCGCGCCGCCCCGUGCCGCCAUGGAAGAGGAGCCCGGCGCCGAGGAGCAGACGCUCAAGCAGAAGGUGCUCUUCUACAUCACCGCCUUCUUCGUCCUCCUCGGCAUCUUCUCGCUGUUCGCCUUCCUCUUUCUGGUGCCUUUCGUCAUCGACCCGGCGUUCACCACCGUCUUCAUGGAGUUUGACGAGCGGCCGGCGUGGUGCGUGACGAUGGACGCCGAGCGCCGACUGGGCGUCUCGAAUUGCACGUGGUCGUCGUGCCGCGAGGGUUGUACCAAGGACACGUACACGUGCACACAAGUGCGCGUCAACUAUCGCCUGGUGCCAGCCGAUUUCAACUACUCGCUGAUUGCGCUCCCCACAGACGAGCCAACACCGCCGCCACCGCGUGAUCGCCGCGCCGCCCCCGAUCAUCCCGCUGCCGAGCUGGAUCGUGACUACGAUUACUACGUCGCCGAGGCAGAGCCCACCGGUCUCAUGGGCAACGACUCCGAAUGGUAUUAUGUCGGAGCUAAACUAUUACCAAACGUCAAGGGCUGCGGAUAUCCACCGAUGCUCAACUGCUCUAUUUGGCUGAAGAGGUAUCAGGACAUCGGCACCAACUUCUCCUGCUACUACAGCCGCGUUGAUCCCGGCAUCGUCAUUAGUCACCUGGACAUGUGGCAGGUGUACAUGAACCUCGUCUAUGCCAUGGCCAUACCCAUUCCCUCGUUUAUCCUCUCCAUCAUAUAUUUGACCUUUGCCUACUUCAAGAUCUACAGUGAAGAUGAAGAAGAAGUGCCGUUGGAGAAAAACGCCGAGGCGAUGGACAUGGAGGGCGAGUCAAGUCUACCCGAUGAGACACCCCUUCAACCCACAUCCAGCGGGGCUACACCUUCGGAAGCAUUCCGUGAAGAUCUCGCCAGUUUUGGGCACCAUUUCAAGGUCGCCAUGGCGGAUGAGAUGAGCCGCGAGAGUUUCGCCGAUGGUGUCGCCAAUUCAAUUUCAAUCCCUGGGCAUUUGACAACAAUGACGACGAGUAUUUCGAUGACGGGCGGCCCGAUAGCGGACAUUUAACGUGUCGCCCUCUGUGCGCGAAGAGCUUCGAAGUUUGUGCAUGCGCGCGCGUGCCACCGCCCACCCGCCGCCCAGCCGCCUCCUACCUUCUCAGGCUUGAGUGUUUUCGUACUUCUUUUGAUAUAACCUAACACGCAGUGCGGGGCGGAGCUUGAGAAACGGGCAGCAACACUCUCCGAGCGAAAGCAUGGGGAGGAGGGACAGGAGGAGAGUGGCGCAACACUUGUUAUAAUCAUUAUUGAUAUCUGCAUAUAUCUAUUACAUUUAUCGCGGAACGUGAUUUUUCGAAUUUUACGUGUGUUAUUGCUUUAGAUAGAAAGAGAGAAGAGAAUUUCAGCCGAUAAAACGCGAGAGGCGUUGCAGAGACCCGCCCACCUCGUCCACACACACACACAACCCACAAUACACCAACGCACAUUUAAAAUGUAAAUAAUAAAAACCAAAAAAAAAAAUAAUGCUUACAAGACACAAAAAAUGGUAAAACAUGCACCAAAUCGAUGUGCCGAUGUGUGACAUGACAUGCAAUACACUCUAACUUGUUCACUUUUACAUGUUUUAUAUAUUUACGUGUUUGUCAUUGCGUCGAAUUGAUUUUCGGCUCGAUACACCAUCAUCGAUUUGUGAGGUUAUGUAGUUGCGUGCGCUCGCCUCACACCCAAUCACGUAUCAGAAGUCAAUAAUUUCAAUGUACAACCACAGAAACACACACAGAGCGACAUUCAUCGAUUCGAUCAAUCAUUAAUAUAUUAUACAACUAACGUAAUCGUUCGACGAGAUGAUAAGAGCCAACCCGUCCGUUUUGCUUUCAUCACACAAACACUUUCUUCUCUUUAGCCAAGUCAGUAGCAGUUAGCGAAAUAUUAAAUGUGCUUUUACUUUGAUCUUCGAAAUUAAUUGCCGAUGCGUGACGAAUCGAUAUUGACGACAAACCAACAAAAAAAACAAAAAUUAUAUAAUAUAUACAUAUAUAAAUUAACUUGCUGUUAGAUUACGUGCCUUCCAUAUGUAUCUGUUGACAUUUGACAUUAUACGAGAAACACAGAAACGAAAAUGAUGCUGGUGAGAAGAACAAAAAACUAUUUAUUAAGGUGGUCGGUGAAAAGGUGACGAGGAGUUUGUUAGCAGCGACAUCUGUUGUUCACUAGCUUUGCCGCGAACACUGUUGCCAUAUGUGUGUGUGGCGAAUUUGCAAAAACUGUAAAAAAAUAAAACCAGAAACUUAAACGUAAUUGUUAUUCAAUUAGAACAGCACUGACUACUUGUAACGAUUUAAACAAAAA
This is a messenger RNA of Dalotia coriaria, 2475 nucleotides long. RefSeq names its product temperature-induced paralytic E (gene tipE). Gene Ontology annotation, biological process: regulation of sodium ion transport. Bases 161 to 1195 code for a protein of 344 amino acids. The record is from RefSeq and is a predicted model, not a curated record. Gene Ontology annotation, cellular component: plasma membrane. The transcript is spliced from 2 exons. Gene Ontology annotation, molecular function: sodium channel regulator activity. Lineage: Eukaryota; Metazoa; Arthropoda; Insecta; Coleoptera; Staphylinidae.